This is a messenger RNA of Sphaeroforma arctica JP610, 827 nucleotides long. RefSeq lists its product as hypothetical. Bases 27 to 791 code for a protein of 254 amino acids. The record is from RefSeq and is a predicted model, not a curated record. The transcript has a single exon. Lineage: Eukaryota; Ichthyosporea; Ichthyophonida.
CUUUGGCCUAUACUUUUCCAAUUACAAUGAGCUUUAGCAUUGCUAGCGAUAUUGGUUCCUUAUCCUCGUCGACUAUUAUUGAUAUAAUCGGCGCGAAGGUAGUCUUCGACAGAAUGUGCGCAGACAAUAUUUGCCCUGAUGAUUUUCUUUUGGAACAGAUCACGGACCGCCUUAAUGUAGACAGUGAACUUCUUCAAGUCACUUUUGCUACGAGGGCUGCAGACAUGUUUAUAGCAUUGGUUCGUUUGCACCCUAGGAUACUCCAAGACAACAUCCCCAAGCAAAACCAUGAUAUCCUUCGAGAAUGUUCCUUAUUUCCUGGCGUCAAGAGGUUCGAAAGUACUCAAGCAUUUUUUGAAGCACUACAGAUUGAUACAAUCGUCGAAGGCGAACUUUCGUACACACAAUAUCUGGCUGCUUGUUUUUUCUCGCGGUUGGAGGAUAUACCUGUCAUCACGUUCUGUAAAUCACUAUCAGGGUUUGAAAAGUUGGCGAAUACAGCAGACUACGAGUUGUUAGCAGCACUUACAAUCGAGUACAGGACAAAUCCCAACGCGGACUUGCUGUACACGAUUUGCUGGAUAGCCGCGGCCCCUUUCUCAGGAGAGAUGAAGACUUGGCGCGGAUUCAUGCUCAAUUCUAUCUUCGCAGUAGCGGCUAUGCAAGGGUUCAGCAGCGAUAUUAUUCUUGCGCGGAGCUCACUUGGUCUAGAGUGGGCAACGUUCUGUAUGAACGACGGGUUGUUGUCGCCCACCAAGCUGUCAGAUUCGUUUGUUUCCUCCAUAUUGUAGAGUCCUGAACAGGACCGGAUCCACGUCACCGGCAGG